Molecule: messenger RNA, 2449 nt
Organism: Rhinolophus ferrumequinum (greater horseshoe bat)
Lineage: Eukaryota; Metazoa; Chordata; Mammalia; Chiroptera; Rhinolophidae
Gene: ZNF25
Product: zinc finger protein 25
Exons: 7
Coding region: 339-1691 (450 amino acids)
Biological process (GO): regulation of transcription by RNA polymerase II
Cellular component (GO): nucleus
Molecular function (GO): RNA polymerase II transcription regulatory region sequence-specific DNA binding; DNA-binding transcription factor activity, RNA polymerase II-specific
Source: RefSeq, a predicted model, not a curated record
UGGAUCCCCACGCGUCCCUGGCGAUUCCAGCUGGCGCGUCGCGGUGCUGGCUGCUGGAGACACGGCGGUGUCGGGCUCCGGGGACCUGGGCUGCAGUCCAGUGCCUGCCAGGAAAGGGGCAAGUUCAUCUCGUAAAUGGACACAUAAUUUUAAAAACGGCCAAUAAGAAAGAAAUGUUUAGAUUCACUCAAAAAUGUCCCAAGAUCACCAAGAUUAUAUCAAAGCCACCAAUGGACAGGUGAUUCCUGAAACUGCAAGAUAAGGUUUCAUGACUUCUGUCUUUCAACUUUCCCUAUUCUGGCUUUAUAGUUUCUAUCCUGUACCAAGAGCUGCAGAAAAUGAACACAUUUCAGGGAGCAGUAACAUUCAAGGAUGUUAUUGUGGAAUUCACCCAGGAGGAGUGGAAGUUACUGGACACUGCUCAGAGGACCCUGUACAGGGAAGUGAUGCAGGAGAACUAUGGUCACCUAGUCUCAGUGGGUUAUUGUGUGAAUAAGUCAAAUGCAGUCUUCAAGUUGAAGCAAGGAAAGGAGCCAUGGACAUUAGAAGUAGAAUUUCCACGUCAGAACCACCCUGAAAAUCUAUGGAAUAUUCAUGACCUAGGAGCAAGAUACCAGGAAAGCCAAGAUGAAAAUUCAAGGACUGGAGAACUCACAAAACAGAAAUCCCAUACUAGAGAGAAAACCUAUAAAUGCAAGGAAUGUGGAAAGUCCUUCUUCCAGAAGUCUGCCCUCAUAGUACAUCAGCACACUCAUUCAAAAGACAAACCCAGUGAAUGUGGGAAAUCUGUCUCUAGGAAUAGAGACCUCAUAAGACAUCAGAAGACGCAUACCAGAGAAAAAACCUAUGAGUGUAAAGAAUGUAAGAAAACUUUCUACCACCUGUCAUCUCUCAGUAGACAUUUGAGAACUCAUGCAGGGGAAAAACCCUAUGAAUGUGAUCAGUGUGAGAAAUCCUUUUUCCAGAAGCCACACCUCAUAGAACAUCAGAAAACACACACAGGAGAGAAACCCUAUGAAUGUACUGAAUGUGGAAAGUUCUUCUAUGUUAAGGCGUACCUAAUGGUACAUCAGAAAACACACACAGGGGAGAAACCAUAUGAAUGUAAGGAGUGUGGGAAAUCCUUUUCCCAGAAAUCACACCUUACAGUACAUCAGAGAACACAUACAGGGGAGAAGCCCUAUAAAUGUAAGGAAUGUGGGAAAUUCUUCUCUAGAAACUCACACCUCAAAACUCAUCAGAGAACUCACACUGGAGAGAAACCCUAUGAAUGUAGUGAAUGUGGGAAAUGCUUCUACCAGAAGUCAGCCCUCACAGUACAUCAACGAACUCACACAGGGGAGAAACCCUUUGAAUGUAAUAAAUGUGGAAAAAACUUUUACUAUAAAUCAGACCUUACUAAGCAUCAAAGAAAACACACAGGGGAGAAGCCUUAUGAGUGUCAUGAAUGUGGUAAAUCUUUCUCUGUGAAUUCAGUCCUCAGAUUACAUCAAAGGACACACACAGGAGAGAAACCCUAUGAAUGUAAGGAAUGUGGGAAAUCCUUCUCUCAGAAGUCACAUUUUACCAUACAUCAGAGAAAACACACAGGGGAGAAACCUUAUGAAUGUCAAGAGUGUAGGAAAACUUUUAUCCAGAAAUCAAAACUCACUGCACAUCAGAAGACACACACAGAAGGAAAAACCUUAUAAAUAGUAUGAAUUUGGAAAUUCUUUUGUCUGACUUCAUCCUUCAGAAUAAUGAGAUAAUUCACACAAGACAAAAAUCUUAUGAAUGUCAUCAAUAUGGGAAAAUUUUAGCCACAGUCUUUCUUCACAGAAAGGAAAUAACACAGAAAUUCUGAAAAUCUACAAGGAAGAAAAUUCUUAUCGUAUGUCACACUACUAAAUAUCAGACAACAUAGAUGGCAGAAACACUACAAAUUACAAAACAAGAGGAAACCUUUCAGAAGUCAUACUUUAUUGUACAACAUAGAAAUCACACAGGUGAGAAAUCCUCUAAGUAAAAUGAAUGUCAGGAAAUUUUCUGUCAGGGGAGCCAUCACUAGACAUCCAAAAGCUCACAUGAAUGAGAAACUCCUGUCAGUGUCCUGAGCACUCAGAAAUCUUUUUACACCAGUUGGACUAAUAUUAGAACACUCAGAGGGGAUAACUGCAAAGAUUGCACUAGAUACAGAAUCCUUUAUCAAAAGUGAUGUUUCGGUGAAUGUCAAAUCAUUUACUGGAGUAGAACCUUUAUAGAUAUUUUAAAUAUGUGAAAGCUUUUUAUCAAAAAUUCAAAGAGAAUCUAUACUGAGGGAAAUAGUUACUAGAAGUCACAUUGCAGAGAUGUGAUUCCAAGGAUUUUUUUUUAAAGAAAGCUGAAGUCUGAGGUUUGUCAAUUUUAAUAAUCUUUUCAAAGAAUCAGCUCUUUGUUGCAUUAAUUUUUUUCCAUUGUCUUUUUGUCCUUG